UGUGGCGUAGUGUCAAAUCAUGUAGUGCCUUAUUAUCUAUCCCAGCUUGUAUAGCCACUACUGCAGGAAAAAAGUACUCCAGCCAUCCAGCCAAUGGAGGACGGCGGGGCGGAGAACGCUUUGCGAUUGAACUAAAGGACCGCAGGCAGCUGUACACGAGCAUCCUCUAUUCUCCACACGCGCCCACAUCACACAGUCAAUGGAUUACACCUUCUCUCUCCAAGUGCAACACCAUCUGACCGUGUACCCAACGCACUUAUACGAGGACUACAGCUUAGAGUUACAGAUGAAGUCAACAGAGGUGGAUCAAGGCCUUUUCACAGACAGUUACUGCAAAGUGUGCAGCGCUCAGCUCAUCUCAGAGUCACAGAGAGUGGCACAUUAUGAGAGCCGGAAACAUGCAAACAAAGUUCGUCUGUAUUAUAUGUUGCAUCCAGUAGAUGGGGGAUGUCCGGCUAAGAAGCUCAGAACAGAUGACGGGAGUGAGGAGGGAGAUGUGGAUAAAAACAAGUGCUGUACUCUGUGUAACAUGUCCUUUACUUCAGCGGUGGUAGCACAGUCUCAUUACCAAGGCAAGAUCCAUGCUAAAAGACUCAAACUUCUGCUGGGGGAACAGCCUGCCAUAACAGCCAAAGAGGUGCCACCUAGUCCAGUGAAGACAACCUCUUCAGAAAUCUCACCUUUGAGCUCAACACGUCAGCACCGGGAUUCUGAUCGCUACUGUCAGCUGUGCAAUGCUUGGUUCAACAAUCCUGGAAUGGCACAGCAACACUACGAUGGCAAAAAGCACAAGAAGAAUGCAGCACGUGCAGAACUGCUGGAACAAUUAGGGAAGACUUUAGACAUUGGAGAGAUGAAAGGUCUAAAACGCUGCUACACAUGUGAUGUCUGCAGUGUCACACUGAAUUCAGUGGCACAGUAUCAUGCACACCUGCAGGGCUCCAAGCACCAAAACAACCUAAAAAAUCAGCUGUGUGUCCAGUGAACCAAUAGGAAGUACAAGAUGAUUGGAUUGAUGUCAGACAAGCUGUGAUCAGCUUGCCCAGGAUUUUCUGCCUCCCUUUCUCUCCUUCUUUUACUCUGUUGUCUUACUCUCAACUUGACUGCAAUAGAAGAUUGAAGAUCCUCUUAAAGUCAGCCUUUAGUCAUCCUGAACCCUUCCUCUUCCUCCCAGCCUCCUCUACAGCAGCUCUCUUCCUCAGACUCAGAAUCUCUUGAGGAGAUGUGACUUCAUCCAGUGAUGCCCAUCUGGUACUUAUUCUGUUAUCACACCUGAAGUUGAUAUAGCUAAUCUCAGUCAGUUGUUGUGUGCAUGACUGAAUACUUCUUGUUGUUAAUUUCUGAGCUAAGCAAUAUUUGUCCAAAAUCUGCCAAAUUAAUAGUUAUAAUCAUAAACAUUAACAUGAAAGAGAAAAGAGAAUGCACUCUAUAGAAGCUCUAUAAACUCUAGUCCACCUUUAUUUUUAUGUCUCUCAUUUUUAAUGCACUGUUUGUUUUUUGUGUGCAAACAAUACACGUUAUACAAAUACCUGUGAUUUUUGCCUGAAAAUAUGGGCAUUUUGGGCAGGGUCCUAUGGAAACAAAAUGUAUUAAAUGUGUUUAUUGUAUGUAUGUGUGAAAUGUGGAUAGCUGUUUGAUGAAUGGGUUUUUGAGAAUAUUUGUAAGCUAAUGUGAGCCUAUUCAAAUUUCUGGUCUGGUUUUUAUGAAAUUUUUAACGUUUUGAACAGAAUGAAGUUAUAAAUGUCUUCAGAAGAAGAUCGGAAAACAGAUCAAGCAGCUAAUCCUUCAUACAGUUU
Messenger RNA from Carassius gibelio (silver crucian carp), 1796 nucleotides. It is a transcript of the gene zmat4a, whose product is annotated as zinc finger, matrin-type 4a. Gene Ontology annotation, molecular function: zinc ion binding; nucleic acid binding. The transcript has 7 exons. The record is from RefSeq and is a predicted model, not a curated record. The coding region runs from base 200 to 985 and encodes 261 amino acids. Lineage: Eukaryota; Metazoa; Chordata; Actinopteri; Cypriniformes; Cyprinidae. Gene Ontology annotation, cellular component: nucleus.